This is a messenger RNA of Entrophospora candida, 610 nucleotides long. The record is from the annotation of a GenBank genome assembly. Lineage: Eukaryota; Fungi; Glomeromycota; Glomeromycetes; Entrophosporales; Entrophosporaceae.
GUUAGUGAUCAUGAAACUGGUGGAUUAUCACUUGCACUUCAAACUACUCACAAAUAUCCUGAAUAUGGAUGGUAUCCAGAAGUGUUAACUAAGGUUAAAAAUUCAUCGUUUGUCCUCUCAGAAGAAAUUGAGAAAUAUUCAAAGGCUGAUCGUAAAGACUAUAUUAAAAAGCUUCUUGAAAAUAGCUUGGGUAUUAUAGAUUAUACACAGGAGGAUAUUGAAUAUUUGAACCAAAAUCAACUCCAAUUAGAUUAUGAAUUAUAUUUGUCUAAUAUGACUAGUCACAGAGCUGAAUUAGGGUGGGCAACUCAUGGACAUUCUGGUGUUGAUGUUAAUUUGUAUGCAUAUGGUGAUAAUGUUGAUUAUUUAUAUGGAAAUCAUGAGAACACUGAUAUUGGUGAAUUUAUUAUUAAUUAUCUUGGUUUGGAUCUUAAUGGUACAGGGACAACAAUUACAAUCAAUACUAGAGUAGAAGAAAAUCCUGAUGAAUUUCGCAUUGAUAAUAGAAUUUUAUUUUCUAAGGAAAAUCUGCAUGAAAAUAAACAACAACAAACGCUUGAUGCCUCUCUUUCUUCUUCUGAAUCUAAAGAAAAUGAAUGGGCAAUUUAUU